AAGCGCUCAGGCUGUUUGAGGAGUUCUUUCGUUCCUCCUACCAAGUGUGCGAUGUUAUUACCCCGAAUAUCAAAGCCUUUUCAUCCAAAGUUUCUCAACUCAAGAUGCAACAGCUCGAUAUCCGGCAAAGUUGCAUAUCCAUCCAAAGUCAGAGCGUACCCAUUCGCUGUUAGUCUGGAUGAGACCAUUAACUACAUGGGAAUCAAUGCAUCGUUAUACUGCGGUGGACGUAAUAUAGCGAGCUCUCUGGCCGCACGGUUCCUGCCUGGUUUCGGUUUCAAGCCAAUACAACCCGCACGCACGAUAGCCGUCUAUCUUCCAACUUGGAUUAUCGAUGCAGAAUUGGAUGCCAAAGUCUGGUCGAGACUGAGGACCCAAGAAGAGGCUCAGCAGCACACAGUAACUGCAUGGUUUCAAGAUUCGAUGAUGCCAGGCUUCGUCUUCGAUCCCCUCUCGCGCAUCUCAUUGAAAAGUCCGAGUUUGCAAAAGUACACCACGGUACCUUUCUCCUCGGAACUGGAGCGGCAAUAUGAACAGGAUAUACUGUGUCUACCAUUCACCAUAUCCCCCUUUUCUCUUCCGUCGUUGGCUCGUUCCACCUCGUUCAAGAAUGCGGUAAUUUCUGACGACCUCCGCUUUGACCCUACUUCCGUAAAGGAACAAAUGACGGCGGCGUACCCCAUUCUCAUACCGGCGUAUCUCCUCCAAUAUGAGACCCAAGUUGAUGAUGAACAUCAAGUCGACCUUACAGUGAUUGUUGAGGCAUACAGGGAGAAAGGAAACUACGUACACAACAAUGUUUUCAAAAUUUGGGCAUCAGCUAUGUCUGACAUUCCAGCAAGCCUGACGCAAUUUCUUCGUGUAAUAGAUGAUGUCGACUUCAUGAGCCGAGGUCCCGAUGCCUUUCCCCUUAUGCGCGUAGCUGAAGUUCGCGCAGUCCAUGGACUGCCAGGCAGACGUGCGCGUGAACUACAACACUGGAUCGAUGGCCUAUUCUUGAAGGAAGGCGCUAUGCCAACUUAUCAGGACCAUUGGAAAGACGAGAACCCUGAUGGUAUAGUGGACUGGGAUGAUCUCAGAAUACGCGAAUGUGUCCCUGAGGAAGUGAACGCGGUGCGAAGUUACAUGGACCUGGGAGUGGUAGAGGCAAAUUUGGGAGACAUGGUCAAGAACAUGGCUGGCGUACUUUCUGAAGCCGGUAUGAAAACUUCUGCAAGCGACGGACCUGCCGAAUCAAAGGAUCGCGAAACAGCCGGUCAAGACAAGCUGCCUAGUCCCGACUCAACUAGUGAAUCACAGAACGAGCGUCCAGGCAAAGCAGAACUGCAGGCAACUCCCGAUUCUAGUGCAGAUGCGAAGGCACCUGAAGCAUCGGAUACGAAAUCGCCCUCUUCCAAGAUUGAGAUUACUACUUCCAAGUCGCCAGGAACGCUGCAGGCCACCCUCAUCACUAAGCAAGGGACGGAUCCUGUAGCGGAGAUUGCGAAGCACAGACAAGGAAAUAAGCCCUCUUGGUUGACGGAAUGGGAAGAGCGUCGGCGCUCGCAGCAGCAGCAGAAAAGUUAGAGGGUAGUAAAUUAUGGCGUAGAUAAUAUUUGCGGUCACGACUCGCGUAACAGUACGGAUAGCAUCAAUGGAAGCUGGUCUGCAUUCGUCCGUGAAUUGAUUAAUAUUACCCU
Molecule: messenger RNA, 1679 nt
Organism: Somion occarium
Lineage: Eukaryota; Fungi; Basidiomycota; Agaricomycetes; Polyporales; Cerrenaceae
Source: the annotation of a GenBank genome assembly